AACACCCGCUGGGAAAUUUCGUGGCGUUCCUUGCGAAUGCGCUAUUGGAGGUCGCCGAUACGACCCUACCAGUAGGAUAUGCAGUACAAUAUAAACAGCCCGUCUGUCCCGGUUAGGACUGAUUACAAAGAGAAUCCCGAGAAUCUCGAGAAUCUGGCAAAGUCGUUUCUUCAUUCCUCAAGACUUCUCACCAGUCGACUUUCACCAUGGCGAUCCGAUCUCUUCUCCAGCUGUGCCUCUUGAGCCCUCUCGUUUCUGUUGCUACUGCGAAACCUAUCAUAGGGAAGAGGGGUUCCUUUGCCGAUACUCAGAAGCUCUCCGACCCGUCCUUUGGUCCAGUUCCUGGUGAGAGCCCGAUCUUCAGCACGUACUAUGGCGUCGAGGCACCUUUCCCUGGAAACUUGAGAGAUGCCGUCCUGCCGACCAAGGCCGGUCCGCCUGGUGAGGAUGAUGUAGUCUGGCAGAACUUGCUCUCUGCCGAAUGGGUCAUCUUCGACUUUUACCAGCAAGCUGUUGAGGCCUUCAACGAGACGGCGUUCAUUAAGGCUGGCAUGCCCAACACUACAUACAAACGCAUCCAAGAGAUCCGGAAUAACGAAGCCGGCCAUCUACGCAUCUUCCAGAACCAGAUCUCCCCUACGUCCGUCAAGCCCGGCGCGUGCGAGCAUCAGUUCCCCUUCUACGAUCCCAUUUCAUUCCUAGCUCUCGUCACCGUCCUCGAGGUCUCCAGCAUGGCUUUCUUGACCGGACUGGUACGGGACGCUAAGCUCCCCUCCUCGCAGGCUGCUAUGCUUUCUAUCGCCGAAACCGAGGCGCGCCACGAAGUCUGGAGUUUGAUCGAAAUCUGGAAGACUAACCCCUUCGGCGGCCCGUCUGACACCGUAUUCCCUUACGCCAACCAGAUCCUCGACACUACCAACGCCUUCAUCGUGCCCGGUAGCUGCCCCCCGGAGAACCCCGAGUACCCCUCGCCGCGCCAGGGGCUGCCCGCUCUUAGCGCUGCCAAAGACACCAAGUCGCUGACGCCCGGCUCCAACAUCGGGCUCAGCUUCACCGACCCGACCAACCAGCCCAAGUUCGACAGCGACAAGGAGUACUACGCCGUCUUCUUCCACGGCCUUUCUAACAUCAGCGUGCCUAUCGAAACGUCGUGCUGGCCCGAGAAAGAGAUCCGCGUCACCAUCCCCGAGCAAUUCGAGACCAAGGGCGUCAUCGCUGCCGUCGUCGCCGACGCCCCCGGUGCUCCGACUAAGGAGAACGUCGUUGCUGGACCGGGUAUCAUCCUAGAACAGCCUACCGCGCUUGCUACGAAGCUUUUGUAAAUGAGAUAUAUUAGGUACGAUACGAUAUGGUUGUAGGAGUAUAUAACGGUAUAUGUAUGAAUUGGAUAGUCGGCUUUGCCAAUAUAUACAGGCCGAUGGUUUAAAUAAUGGUUUAAAGCUAUAUUUUAAUAAUGUCAAUGUUUAAUCAUCUUGUCCAAA
Molecule: messenger RNA, 1481 nt
Organism: Daldinia vernicosa
Lineage: Eukaryota; Fungi; Ascomycota; Sordariomycetes; Xylariales; Hypoxylaceae
Product: ferritin-like domain-containing protein
Exons: 1
Coding region: 207-1322 (371 amino acids)
Source: RefSeq, a predicted model, not a curated record